Aureococcus anophagefferens is the source of this 1032-nucleotide messenger RNA. RefSeq lists its product as hypothetical. Lineage: Eukaryota; Pelagophyceae; Pelagomonadales; Pelagomonadaceae. The record is from RefSeq and is a predicted model, not a curated record. Bases 1 to 1032 code for a protein of 343 amino acids. The transcript has a single exon.
AUGAGCAACCGCGUCCUGGACCACCUGAAACGCACGGGCGAGACGCACAAGUACAUGAUGAACGGGAAGAAGCUCGGCGGCUGGUUCAUCCCGGGCAUCGAGCGCCUGCCCGGCCUGCUCGAGUUCGAGCACGAGAUCGCGCGCGACGAGCGCCUCGCGAAGCUGUUGACCGCGAUCCUCGGCGACGACUUCUACCUGCUGGAGCGGAGCGAGAUCUACGUGAGCCGCGUCGGCAACUGGCACGCCGACGACCUCUACGGCGCCUUCGAUUUGUACGCCACCGGCCUGAGCUUCGUCGACGACACGUGGUGCCCCGCGUCCGGCGCCGCGCGGCUCCCGCCGAUGGCCAAGCCGAACGUCCGGGACCGGGCGCCGCCGACGACGGACGCGGCCAUCUGCGCCGCGGGCCGCGAGUUCGGCUUCGGCAAGGGCACGACCUUCUGGGCCGACGACCGCGGCGAGACCCGGCGCGUCACGACGGUAGCCCUCUACCUCGAGGACCACGCGUUCGACGACGGCGGCCUGAGCAUCGCGCCCUACACGCACGACAACGCGACGCGCCACGCCGAGGUGCUCGCGCGGCUCGACCCCUACCACGCGGACCACCGGCCCGAGUCCGAGACGCCCUACGACCAGAUCCGGAGCCGGCCCGGCGACGCCGUCGUCUUCGACUCGCGGCUCAUCCACCGGGGCGCGCGGGAGGCCUACGCGGACCACGCGCGGGACCUGGCGCGGGACCGGCGCACGGUCGUCUCCUUCUCCUUCGGGCGGAAGAACGGCGUCUCCGAGGCGUUCAGCCGGGGCAUGCGGUUCCGCACGGACAUGCUCGUCAACGAAACGAUCUGCGCGGCGGACGGCCGGGAGCGGGAGCACGGCGACCCGGACUUCGGGUCCGCCUGCGCGUUCCGGGCCGUGCGGCGGGACCUGCGCGACCGCCCCAUGCGCGGCUACCCGGACGGCGAGCCGUGGCUCGCGACGCGGAGGACGCUCGCGCGGCGGCGCGCGCACCACCACCCCGCGGGAGACUACUAG